AUGGCUGGUGGUAAGUCUCUCUCACCUCACGCGCGCGCGCCGUCCUCUCCCGCCUCAAUCCGCCACGAGCCAUUGAGCAGCGAAGUUACCCUCGCUGAGUCUGGAACGGUUCGGAACUGCUUCGCGGGCCAAUUCGGCUUCGAUUUCACCUCCACCUCCGACAUCUUGCGCCAAUUUCCUGGCAUCUCGCUUGAUGGGGCAAAAAACAGGGGCCCGAUGAGCGAGACACAAGGAGGCGUCGACAGGGGCGGCGAAGCAGCGUAUACGCUCACGACGAGUGCUCACUACGGGCGGUCGGGCUCUCAUCGGGACUCAAUCCAAGCGAACAACGAAAUCUGUGACGCUAAGAAGGGUGCCAACCUCUUCAAGACCCGUUGCGCUCAGUGCCACACCGUCGAGGCCGACGGCGGCAACAAGAUCGGCCCUGCUCUGCACGGCCUUUGGGGCCGCAAGACCGGCUCCGUCGAGGGUUACUCCUACACCGACGCCAACAAGAAGAAGGGCAUCGAGUGGAACGACCAGACUCUCUUCGAGUACCUCGAGAACCCCAAGAAGUACAUUCCCGGCACCAAGAUGGCGUUCGGUGGUCUCAAGAAGGAGAAGGACCGCAACGACCUCAUUGCCUACCUCAAGGAUGUCACCAAAUAG
Messenger RNA from Colletotrichum lupini, 648 nucleotides. Its product is annotated as cytochrome c. Gene Ontology annotation, biological process: mitochondrial electron transport, cytochrome c to oxygen; mitochondrial electron transport, ubiquinol to cytochrome c. Gene Ontology annotation, molecular function: heme binding; electron transfer activity. NCBI's taxonomy places the organism in Eukaryota, Fungi, Ascomycota, Sordariomycetes, Glomerellales, Glomerellaceae. Gene Ontology annotation, cellular component: mitochondrial intermembrane space. The transcript has 6 exons. The coding region runs from base 1 to 648 and encodes 215 amino acids. The record is from RefSeq and is a predicted model, not a curated record.